AUGGAGGAGCUGGUGUGGCCAGUAGCGUCCGUGGCGAGGGGCCUGCGGCUGCUGGGGCUGUGGCUGCCGCCCCCGGGCCGGCGCCGCCCCCACCGCCUGGCACUGUGCGGGGUGCUGCUGAGCCACGCCAUCCUCCUCCUGGGCAGCGCGGCCAACCUCGUCAUGGACACCCCUGAGGACCUGCCGCAGCUCGCCUUCAACGCCUACAACACCUUCAUCUGCUUUGGCCUCAUCGUCAAGGUGCUGUCCUUCUCCCUAGACGGGGCGCGAAUCACCUCUCUGCUGCAGCUGCUGGCGGAGUGUCGUGGCCGCGUCCCUGACAGGUGUGGACGUCGCUCCCAGCACCACGCCACGGCGGUUCGGCUGCACCGCUUCCUGAAGGUGUCUUACAGGGUGAACUCGACGAUGUGGAUGUUCGCCCCCAUCAUCAGCACCAUCAUCGCCUCGCGGUCCAGCGGCGGUGCGCCCGUCCAGAAGGCGUACGUGAUGCCGCUGUGGCUGCCCUUCGACACGCAGUCCUCGCCCGCCUACGAGGCGGUCUACGCCGUCCAGGUGGCGAGCGGGUGGACGCUGUCCGAGACCACGGUGCUGCUGGACGGGGCGCUGCUGUCGCUGAUGCUGCACGCCGCCGCAGAGCUGGCCGUCCUCAACGAUGGACUCUGCUCCGUUGGAGCCGACGUGCGGCCGCCGAGCGACGCCCUUCAACUCCCUGCACGCACUGCAGAUCCGGAACUGCCACUGGACUACCCCAAAGAUUUUACUGCCGGCUCUAGAGGCCUUAAGCAGGAUCAGAUGUUGGGUCAAUUGGUGAUCAACAUACAACAUCAUCAAACUAUCAUCACGUAA
Molecule: messenger RNA, 846 nt
Organism: Schistocerca gregaria
Lineage: Eukaryota; Metazoa; Arthropoda; Insecta; Orthoptera; Acrididae
Exons: 3
Coding region: 1-846 (281 amino acids)
Biological process (GO): detection of chemical stimulus involved in sensory perception of smell; sensory perception of smell
Cellular component (GO): plasma membrane
Molecular function (GO): olfactory receptor activity; odorant binding
Source: RefSeq, a predicted model, not a curated record